CGUAUAGUGUCACUUUCAAAGGUUUCACUUUACUGGACCUUCAUAGAAACAACAUAUCUGUUAUCAGAGCUGAUGACACCUCUGUUUUGCGUCAGAUGGGUAGCAAUGUAACUUUGAUAUUGUCCAGAAACCCUAUAUCCUUCAUAGAAACAGGAGCAUUUGCAGGUCUUUAUUUUAAAGAGAUCAAUCUCUUUGACACCUUCAUCUCGUCCACAGUUGUUAGAGAUAUUACUGGAGGUCUCAGUGGUUUAAACGUGAUAAGAUUGAAAAUUGGAAAUUUCGAGGAAAGCACCUGGCAAGAAACAGUAGGCCUACUUCUAGAUUACAUUUGUGUCAUAUACUUUCAAGAGAUAUAUUUACAUCAAUCUAAUCCUUCUCACCUACCAAGUCAUAUUCUUCGUUGCAUGGCUAAUUGUUCAAAAAUCUAUCUGAGUCGAGUUGUAUUAGAAACUUGGGAACAUUUUCAUUUUCAAAACCUCAAAGAAAUUAUUGUGGUCAAUGGAAAAAUGUUCACCCUACCAGGACUCCAACUCUCUCACCAACACAGCUUAAGAAGACUAGUCAUCAAUAACAAUUAUCGCCUUUUAGUAUUUCAAAAAUUAGUUGAUUUACCCAGUCUUGAGUACCUUGAUCUAAGUAGGAAUGUACUGACCAUAGAUUGUUGUGAUUUAGAAUUUGUUGGUACUCCUAAUCUCCGGUAUCUAAACCUGAGUGUGAAUUCAGCAGUAACAAUUAGACUAUUUGGACUUUUAAAUCAUCCAACUCUUGAAGUAUUGGAUAUCCAUAACACAAAAGUAAUAUUUGAAAAUGACCACAGUGAUGCUAUGGAAAAUCUUAGGUAUUUGAAAUAUCUGGACCUAUCCUAUUCACAAAUUACAUUUAAUACCAAACUUUUUCAUGGCUUAAGCAGUCUGAAAGAAUUGAAAAUGGCUGGCAACAGCUUUGCAAAAGGCAUUUUUAGCCAAUUAUUUUUAAAUCUCACAACUUUGGAGGUCCUGGACCUUUCAAAUUGUGCCAUUGAAAACAUACCCUUACAUUCUUUUCAUGAUCUACAUCAUUUAAAACAUUUGAUUUUUAGUGGGAACAAAUUGAUCACAAUGGACUUUCUCACAGGUCCUAGUUUAUCGAAACUAAAGUCUUUGCAUGCAGAUAAUAACCACAUAGCUGGCAUCUCUCCAAGCGUUCUUCAGAAUAUCCCUGCGGAUCUUUCAGUAUUUGAUUUGUCCUUCAAUCCCAUAGAAUGUUCCUGUAUUCAGACUGAAUUUAUUUCCUGGAUUAUUAAUCAUCAGUCAGUUCUAAAAGAUCCUCAACUAAUGUCAUGCAAAUCCUCAUCCAUGAACUCCAGAGUGAUUAACUUUGACCCCACACAAUGUGUUCACAGAAACAGAGUGAUAAUAACUGUGUCCAUAUUAGCAGCUGUAACUGUACUCCUAUUGUCUGCAUUGUUGUAUAAGUACCAGUUCUAUAUACAUUACUGCUUCAUAUUGCUAAGAGGCUACAGAAUGUCUAGACAACAAGAAUGCUCUUAUGAUGCCUUUGUGAUCUACUCAAGCAAGGAUGAAACCUGGGUGUUGGAUGAGCUUGUGGAAAACCUUGAGAAAGGACAUCCUCCAAUUCAGCUUUGCCUGCAUGAGCGAGAUUUCCAAGCAGGAAAGUCGAUUACCUCCAAUAUAGUGGAUGAAGGCAUCAUGGGUAGCCGGAAAGUCAUUGUGGUGGUGUCUCAACAUUUCCUAAACAGCUCCUGGUGUCAGUUUGAGUUUGAACUGGCACAAUCCUGGCUUGUGUUGAGGCGAAAUGCCAGCAUCAUCAUCAUCAUUCUGGAAGAUGUGGAAGAUAAGAAAAUAAAGAGACUGUUUGGACUUCAUAAGUAUCUGAAAAAGAACACCUACCUCAAGUGGAAGGCGAAUGCACUAAGCAAUACGCGGUUCUGGGCACGUCUCAGAAAAGCCAUUAUUGCUAAGAACUGAAAUUUGUACUAACUUUGACUUACAAAUGCUUGAGUCAUAGUAAUCUUGCCAAACUAACUUACAUAGAUUAUACAGGUUGAUACUUGUUGAUCUAAGGGUGUGUUUGUUUGUUUUGAUCUCUUUUUGAUUUUCAUUGAUAACUCAUUCAAGAGACUUCCAUACAUCUAAAGCCACCUCUUAUCUAAAAUGAUGCAUGUUUUCACUGUUUUUGCCAUGAUUAUUUUUAAGACUGAAAAUGUUACCCUGAUGCCUUAUUUGUGAUGGGGAGAGGUUGGGGUAGGAUAGUAAAGACUCCUAGUAAAGAGUCCUUUUGAAAAAGUGCAUACAGU
Messenger RNA from Alosa sapidissima (American shad), 2296 nucleotides. Its product is annotated as toll-like receptor 4. Gene Ontology annotation, cellular component: membrane. Gene Ontology annotation, biological process: defense response to Gram-negative bacterium; toll-like receptor signaling pathway; immune response. Bases 96 to 1967 code for a protein of 623 amino acids. NCBI's taxonomy places the organism in Eukaryota, Metazoa, Chordata, Actinopteri, Clupeiformes, Clupeidae. The transcript has a single exon. Gene Ontology annotation, molecular function: lipopolysaccharide immune receptor activity; transmembrane signaling receptor activity; protein binding. The record is from RefSeq and is a predicted model, not a curated record.